AUGUCAUGGGCCUCCAAAAGAGAGACCACGAAGAUUGAAGAUCUUGCAUACUGCUUGAUGGGUAUUUUUGGGGUCAACAUACCAUUAUUAUAUGGUGAGGGCGCAAGAGCCUUCACACGGCUGCAAGAGGAGAUCAUGAGACGCGACUACGACCACAGUUUAUUUUCAUGGAAUAACGAUUUCACGAAAGCCUGUAGAAUAGACAUUAUUGGGGUGUCUGAGCGAGCUCCUAGUGGUAUUGGAAUACUUGCGCCGCAUCCAUCUGCUUUCCGCAAAGUCGGUGAUAUUAUCCCGUACACGACAAAGACAGAACCCUAUUUUACAACCAACAGAGGACUUCAGAUCGUCCUUCGUGUUUUGGAACAUGCGCAUCCAGAAGGAAGCCAUACACAUAUUGCAAUCCUCCGAUGCCGCUACAGGAACAACCUCGAUACUGCCAUCGCAAUACCGAUUGCUCCAGUAAUUGCACCGGGAUCAUCGAACACACAAGCCGAAUUCUACCGUACUGCCGACGAUGACCUUGUUGAUGUCAACUACUCGCUAGUCGCAAUGUCAAAGAGCCAAGUCGUUUACCUGCACGAGAUAGGGCCUACCUGGAGAUGCAAGGAGCCGCAAAAUUCUCAUUGUUGUUGGCUCCGCGAAUAUGGACAGGAACUGGGCAUUCGAUACAUCAAGGCUUGGUCUCGCCAGUAUCCUCUCCUAAUGCCACUCAUUGAUGAGAAGCCAUCCAAGGCAUGGAAUUACGCUAAUAACGCGAUGGCAUCGGCCAAAGACUGGCGUGGCACCCGAGCGGCACUAUUCUUCUCUACGAAGAACGGGGCAGCUUUAGUAGUGAUUCUGACGCUGAUGUACAUCACUGUUGGAGAAGGAUAUCCGAGAAUGCAUGUUCAGAUCAAGCCGAUGCUUGAUGGAAUUACAGAGGUGGAUCAGGCGAGUGACAUUCUCGGAGAAACAAUUCCUUUCGUGCAUGGGCAAGAGCUCAUUGAAACCCAGACCACAUUCCCUUUUAAGGGUCGCAUCGUAACUGCUCGGUUGAGGAGGGAGAAUAUGCCCGAUGAUAUGGUUUUCGUCUUGGAUCUUAUGUUCUCGGGUACUACAAAGUAUUCGAGUAGGAAGCAAGCCACGCCGAACAAGAACUUUAGAUCAAGGCUGUGA
Messenger RNA from Parastagonospora nodorum SN15, 1155 nucleotides. RefSeq lists its product as hypothetical. The coding region runs from base 1 to 1155 and encodes 384 amino acids. Lineage: Eukaryota; Fungi; Ascomycota; Dothideomycetes; Pleosporales; Phaeosphaeriaceae. The transcript has a single exon. The record is from RefSeq and is a predicted model, not a curated record.